Molecule: messenger RNA, 1751 nt
Organism: Balaenoptera acutorostrata (minke whale)
Lineage: Eukaryota; Metazoa; Chordata; Mammalia; Artiodactyla; Balaenopteridae
Gene: LRRC42
Product: leucine rich repeat containing 42
Exons: 8
Coding region: 243-1529 (428 amino acids)
Molecular function (GO): protein binding
Source: RefSeq, a predicted model, not a curated record
UAUCGCGCAAGCGCGCCUCCCCUGCCCAGUCUUCCCCCCGCCCCCGCCGGCCCCGCGGUCCCAAGGCGCAGGUUGCCCCCAGCCCCCUCCCUUCUCCCGCACACUUUCUGUCCCACCCUCCCUAGCUUUGUGCCGGGGGCGCGGAGCCGCUUCCCCCCUCAGCCGCGCCGCGGGAGGAGGGACCCGUCAGCGAGGAGCUGCCGCUGGCUGCCCCAGGCAGGGGCACAGUUGCAACCAAGGCAAUGUCUUACUACCUCAACUCAGAAAACCACCUGGACCCAGGGCCCGUCUACGUGCGAGAAAAUGGGCAACUGCACAUGGUCAAUCUGGCCUUGGAUGGUGUCAGGAGUAGCCUGCAGAAACCAAGGCCUUUCAGACUGUUUCCCAAAGGCUUUUCGGUGGAGCUUUGCAUGAACAGGGAAGAUGAUACUGCACAGAAAGAGAAGACUGAUCAUUUCAUCUUCACAUACACCCGGGAGGGGAAUCUUCGGUACUCUGCCAAAUCCCUCUUCAGCCUCGUCCUGGGCUUCAUCUCUGACAAUGUUGAUCACAUUGAUUCACUUAUUGGCUUUCCUGAGCAGAUUGCUGAAAAGCUGUUCUCUGCUGCUGAAGCCAGACAGAAAUUCACAGAGCCAGGUGCAGGGCUGAGGGCUUUACAGAAAUUUACAGAGGCCUAUGGAAGUCUGGUGCUUUGCUCCUUGUGUUUGCGAAACAGAUAUCUGGUGAUUUCAGAAAAACUCGAGGAGAUUAAGUCUUUCCGGGAGCUGACCUGCCUGGAUCUAUCCUGUUGCAAGCUUGGAGAUGAGCAUGAACUUCUAGAACAUCUCACCAAUGAGGCCCUGUCUAGUGUAACUCAACUCCACCUGAAGGAUAAUUGUUUAUCUGAUGCUGGGGUGCGGAAAAUGACGGCACCAGUUCGAGUGAUGAAAAGAGGCCUUGAAAAUCUAACAUUAUUAGAUUUAUCUUGUAACCCUGAGAUCACAGAUGCAGGGAUUGGAUACCUCUUUUCUUUUAGAAAACUAAACUGCUUAGAUAUCUCUGGGACGGGACUCAAGGACGUCAAAGCUGUCAAACACAAGCUUCAGACCCGCAUAGGUCUCGUUCACUCCAAAGUGCCUUUGAAGGAAUUUGAUCACAGUAACUGCAAGACAGAGGGCUGGGCUGACCAGAUUGUUCUGCAGUGGGAGCGUGUGACUUCGGAAGCUGUGAAGCCACGAGAAACCUCGGAGCCUGGAACAGCAGCUCAGCAUUUCUAUGGGAAGCGGGCUCGAACAGAAGCCCCAGUGAAGUGUCACCUGGCAGAUGCCCACAUGAAUUCUUCUGAGAAACUCCAGUUCUAUAAAGAGAAAGCCCCAGAUUGCCAUGGACCACUGUUGAAACACGAAGCCCUCUCAAGCCAGGAGUCAAAGAAGAGCAAGAAGAGAGCUUUUGAGGAGCCAGAGAAGGAACAGAGCAACUCUCCACAGUCUUCAAAGCAGAAAUAUGUGUGUCUUGCUGUGGAAGACUGGGACUUGUUAAAUUCCUAUUGAUUGGCAGAUAUAAGUUGACCUUUUUUCCCUCCAACUCUAAUGUAUGAGGAAAGGGGGCUGAUGAUGUUUUCCUUUUUGUUUGAAUUUACCUAUGGCAUUAGCAUAGCAAGCGGACAUUUCUACUUUUGUGGUGGGGGAGGGGAAAGCUAUGGAAGUAUGUAAUAAUUUCUAAUGUAUAUUUUCAAUACAUAGUAAUUUUUUCAAAUAAACGUUUUUGCUGUC